AUGCCUUUCUCGCCUUCGAUGCAAUUGGCCAAGGCUGAAAUGGUCGCUGUUUCAUCCAAAAACAAACAGACCAAGAUCUCACUUUCGAUGGCAUUAGCCAAGGCCAAAAUUGUCGCUGUUCAAUCCAAAACAAACCAGUACGAGGUCUCACUUUCAAAGAAAUUGGCCAAAGUCAAAUUUGAGGUUGUUUCAUCUAAAAAGAAACGGGGCAAGAGAAAAAAAUCACCACGUGGGGAGGAGACAGAGUGUCUUAUGAAACGUUCUCUUCAACCAAUUAGCAUAAGCAUCAAUAUUCCGCGUCACGAACUGGAAGAUAGGAUCACAGGUAUUUGGAAAGAAGCUUGGUUUGGGCUCUACGAAGUUCACUUGGCACGAUGCCCACGUUCUCAUUCCCACCGGCUCCAGACACUCUACUUGGGAGCAGGCCUCGGAUACGCGCCAAAGGUGUAUACUAGAAUCUUUGAAUCCAGUCUAGAUCGCUACUUCGCUCGACGGUGGGAUAACGGUAUUGCGUCUUUAAAGCUAUGUGAUGAACUAUGCGUUUUCACAUUGCACGCCAUCUACGAAGUUCUGGUAGAAUAUCAGAAAGAGAUCACUCCUCUCCGGCGACUUUACGCCCUGUUGGAAAGAAAGCAGCUUCGCAUGACCGCAGAUGGUCUGGAAAUCAGAUCGCCCUUCGAGACUGAUGUCUUGGUACAUGACUUUAAUAGAAUAGCGCGGCCGAUGGCAAAAACACUUGCUUCGAUCGAGACACGUACGAAUGAAGUUAAUAAGAACAUCGAGGAGGAGCUCAAGGAUUACAGGGAUAGAAAUGGGAGAUCGGCGGUCUCGAAGUACAUUUAUGAAAUGGAAUUCCCUGAACGUUGA
Messenger RNA from Penicillium manginii, 867 nucleotides. RefSeq lists its product as uncharacterized. Bases 1 to 867 code for a protein of 288 amino acids. NCBI's taxonomy places the organism in Eukaryota, Fungi, Ascomycota, Eurotiomycetes, Eurotiales, Aspergillaceae. The record is from RefSeq and is a predicted model, not a curated record. The transcript has a single exon.